AUGGGCAUGGCAGGUCAUCGUGGGACAACGUGGCUUCUUCCUGUUGUCCUCCUUUUCCUCCAGAUGAGGCAGACAGUCAUACCAAAGUUCUGCAGAAUAAACAACGGGGACUGUGAGCAGUUCUGCAGCGUCCAAAGAGAUGGGCGGAAGGAUGUGGUGUGCUCCUGUGCAGAUGGAUAUGUUCUAGCAGAGGAUGGCAAACACUGUGUUGCAACAGUAAAAUACCCUUGUGGAAAAGUUUCUGUGGUAAGGAAGAAAAGGUCUGUUCUUUCACCCGCUGACCACAGCAAUGUAACGAGUGAUCAGGAAGACCCUCCUCCAUACGAAAUGACCACAGAGGAGAACUUUGUAAUUACCACAGAAAGCCCAACGCCUCCACCUGACAACAGAACAAGCAGCAAGACUCCCUAUGUUGAUACCAGGAUAGUUGGUGGGGAUGAGUGCCUUCCUGGCCAAUGCCCAUGGCAGGCGGUUCUGUUAAACGAGGAAGGAGAAGAGUUUUGUGGUGGAACUAUUCUGAAUGAAAACUUUAUACUUACUGCAGCUCAUUGCAUAAACCAGUCCAAAGAAAUCAAAGCCGUUGUUGGUGAAGUGGACAGAGAGAAGAAGGAGCAGUCUGAAUCAAUGCACACUGUGGACAAAAUAUACGUUCACUCCAAAUUUGUUGCGGAGACUUAUGAUAAUGACAUUGCUUUAUUAAAGCUGAAGGAACCUAUCAUGUUUUCAGAGUACGUCAUCCCAGCAUGUCUCCCCAAAGCAGACUUUGCUAAUGAAGUUCUGAUGAAGCAGAAGUCUGGGAGGGUUAGUGGCUUUGGGCGGGAAUAUGACGGUGGACAACUCCCAAAGAAACUGAAGGUGCUUGAACUCCCCUAUGUUAAUAGAAGCACUUGUGAGCAAUCCACUUACUUUGUGGUAACGGAGAACAUGUUCUGUGCUGGUUAUGACACAGAGGAAAAAGAUGCUUGCCAAGGAGACAGUGGUGGCCCCCAUGUGACCAGAUACAAGGAUACUUAUUUUGUUACUGGAAUUGUUAGCUGGGGUGAAGGAUGUGCAAGGAAAGGCAAAUAUGGGGUCUACACCAAACUGUCUCGGUUCCUGCGCUGGGUAAGGACAGUCAUGAGCGGCAGGAGGUGCUCCUCAAGCCCCUGCCAGCACAAUGGUGUGUGUGAGGACAGCAUCCGUGGCUACACCUGCACCUGUGCUGAGGGCUACGAGGGAGAGAACUGUGCUUUCGCUAAAAAUGAAUGUCACCACCAAGCAAAGGUAGGAUGUGACCACUUCUGCUAUCCUGGAAGGGAUUCCUACCGCUGCUCCUGUGCUGAUGGCUACGAGCUUGGGAAGGAUAAAAAACAGUGCAUUGCAUUAGAUGCAUGUGCAUGUGGCAGACUUCAAGACAGUGAUAACCUUAUAAGUGAAACCAGGAAGAAAAGUGAUGAGCGAUUUCCUUGGCAGGUACUGCUGCUAAACCCAGAAAGGAAAGGCUUCUGUGGAGGAGUGUUGCUAAAAAGUAACUUCGUGUUGACCACAGCAGAGUGUGCCCUUCUGCACAGCCGUUUUCAAGUCAGGGUUGGGCCUAAAGGAACAAGUGGAACUGGGAAGAUAAUGCAGAUUAGGGAGAAGCACAUCCACAUCCGCUACGAUGAAGACACUGGUGAGAACAACAUUGCAUUACUACAACUUCAAGAGCAUGUUGAGUGUGACAGCUCCCACCUUCCUGUGUGCACCCCUGAGAGAGACUUUGCAGAACAUGUUUUAAUUCCAAAACUGGCUGCUACAGUCAGUGGCUGGAGAGUGGAGGGUGAUGAACUUCAAGGUGAAGAGCUGCAGGUUUCAUACCUGCCUGCUGAGGACUGCAAGCAAAUCCUCAACAUCACUCUCACAAACAGGCAGUUCUGUGGGCACCUCCAGGAGGCUGUAGGCAAACACCUGGCUGGAGGAAGCUUUUUGGUUACUGAGUACAAGGGCACGUGGUUUCUGACUGGUAUCCUGGGAUCCUGGCCGCUGGAAGACACCGACUGGGAAACACUGCUUUUCACCAACACUGCAAGGUAUAUGGAUCCAUACACGUAA
Molecule: messenger RNA, 2070 nt
Organism: Camarhynchus parvulus
Lineage: Eukaryota; Metazoa; Chordata; Aves; Passeriformes; Thraupidae
Product: coagulation factor X-like
Exons: 11
Coding region: 1-2070 (689 amino acids)
Biological process (GO): proteolysis
Molecular function (GO): calcium ion binding; serine-type endopeptidase activity
Source: RefSeq, a predicted model, not a curated record